Messenger RNA from Piliocolobus tephrosceles (Ugandan red Colobus), 1894 nucleotides. RefSeq names its product sorting nexin 7 (gene SNX7). Gene Ontology annotation, molecular function: phosphatidylinositol binding. The transcript has 10 exons. The coding region runs from base 3 to 1523 and encodes 506 amino acids. Gene Ontology annotation, biological process: protein transport; autophagy of mitochondrion; endocytic recycling. Lineage: Eukaryota; Metazoa; Chordata; Mammalia; Primates; Cercopithecidae. The record is from RefSeq and is a predicted model, not a curated record. Gene Ontology annotation, cellular component: early endosome; phagophore assembly site.
CAAUGGGCACGCUCGGGGGAGCCGGGCUGGCGGCGGCGGUGGCGGCCAGCCGGGCGCGCACUCUCGGGAUGGAGGGCGAGCGCCGGGCAUCUCAGGCGCGCUCCUCGGGCCUCCCGGCCGGGGGCGCCGACGGGGACAGCCAGGGGGGCAGCGCCCCCUUCCCGGGCAGCAGCGGCUCUUCCGCCCUGUUGCAGGCGGAGGUGCUGGAUCUGGACGAGGACGAGGACGACCUGGAGGUGUUCAGCAAGGAUGCCUCAUUGAUGGACAUGAACUCCUUCAGCCCUAUGAUGCCAACGUCCCCUUUAUCAAUGAUAAACCAAAUCAAGUUUGAGGAUGAACCAGAUUUAAAGGAUCUCUUUAUCACAGUUGAUGAACCUGAAAGUCACGUUACUACAAUAGAAACUUUCAUUACCUAUAGAAUUAUUACUAAGACAUCUCGUGGGGAAUUUGACUCCAGUGAAUUUGAAGUUAGGAGACGGUAUCAAGAUUUCCUUUGGUUGAAGGGGAAACUGGAAGAAGCACACCCCACUCUGAUUAUUCCACCAUUGCCAGAAAAGUUUAUAGUAAAAGGAAUGGUGGAACGCUUUAAUGAUGACUUCAUUGAGACACGCAGGAAGGCUUUACAUAAAUUUUUGAACCGAAUUGCUGAUCAUCCAACUUUAACAUUUAAUGAAGACUUCAAAAUUUUUCUCACUGCACAAGCUUGGGAACUCUCUUCUCACAAGAAGCAAGGUCCUGGAUUGCUAAGCAGGAUGGGGCAAACAGUCAGAGCUGUUGCAUCCUCAAUGAGAGGAGUUAAAAACCGCCCGGAGGAGUUCAUGGAAAUGAAUAACUUUAUUGAACUGUUUAGCCAGAAAAUAAAUUUGAUAGAUAAAAUAUCUCAGAGAAUUUAUAAGGAAGAAAGGGAAUAUUUUGAUGAAAUGAAAGAAUAUGGCCCAAUUCAUAUUCUGUGGUCAGCGUCAGAAGAGGAUCUGGUUGAUACUCUAAAGGAUGUUGCCAGCUGCAUUGACAGAUGCUGUAAGGCCACUGAAAAGCGGAUGUCUGGACUCUCAGAGGCCCUGCUUCCUGUUGUACAUGAGUAUGUGCUUUAUAGUGAAAUGUUAAUGGGUGUUAUGAAAAGAAGAGACCAAAUACAAGCAGAACUGGAUUCCAAAGUUGAAGCUUUGACCUAUAAAAAGAUAGAUACUGAUCUGCAGGACAGAUCGUGGCUCUCUACACUGAGCUACAGAAUAAGAAGUGAAGAAGAAAUUUGGAGAUGUGCAACUUUACAUAUUUAUAAGAUGAUAUUUAAGCUUCCAGAGGAGAUUGGAAAACUUGAAGAUAAAGUGGAAUGCGCUAAUAAUGCCCUGAAAGCAGAUUGGGAAAGAUGGAAACAAAAUAUGCAAAAUGAUAUCAAGUUAGCAUUUACAGAUAUGGCUGAGGAGAAUAUCCAUUAUUAUGAACAGUGCCUUGCUACGUGGGAAUCAUUCCUUACAUCACAGACCAACCUCCACUUGGAAGAAACCUCUGAAGAUAAACCUUAAUCCCAUUGAGGACUUCUGUUUGAUCUUUGGGAGACAGCAUUUAUUAACCAAAGUUAUUCUUUCUGAAUCUGCCAUGUCCCUUAUAAAGUGGAUGAAAAAUGUUUUGUACUAUCUGGAAAACCAACAACUUGAAACCUCAGGUAUUCCAGGUCACUGACAUGAAUUUGAAGAUAUAUCUAUCUGUAUGGAUAUAUAUCUAUAUGUAUAUAGAUAUAGAAAUACAGAGAGAGAGAUCUGGCUUGGUUUUAAUUAUGUUCUUAAAUUUGUGUGCCAAUAAUUGCAUAUAGAUUUUUUUUCUUAAAUAUUUGACUGUGGAACAUGCCAUUUUAAAUAUGUUGUAAGGACUGUUUUAAUAAAAAGUUUAGUAUGAA